ACGAGCCACAAACACCGUCUCCAGCAGCCCGCCACAGAGCCACUCCGAUGCAGCCCCCCCGUUCUCCUCGUCAGAGUCAGCGCCAGAACCAGCCGACGCGCAAGCAGCUCCCCUACGUCCGUCCUCGAAAGCUUGCACGCGAGGAGUCGGUUCUGUCUACGAUCAAGAACAUCUUCAAUGACCCCAUGGGCUGGUUCAGUAAUGGCGACAGUGUCGACAGUCGCGAUGAGCAGAACGAUGUCAGCGGAAAGCGUAGGCGUGUCGGGGAGCAGCCACCUCCGUCAGGCAUGAACAACGCGGACGACGACGACAACCACCGCAUGAAGCGCGUCAGGAGGGACAGUCCGCCACCCCAGCCUCAGCAAGGAUACAACGACCCACCAUCCACGCUCUUUCUUCGUCCUGCUUCUUCUCUUCCUUUUCCUCUUCAUCCCAUCUCAGACAACCCAAAGCGCCGUACCGUUUCUCCUCAGGCUUCCGUCUCCAAUAACCUUUACUCCUUGGGCGCCGCCCCCCGUGCUCAGACUCGCCCACCGAAUAACGUCUACAACCGUCUGGUGGCUCAGGACCCUCCUCGCCGUCCUCAGUACCCCUUCCACGAUCCUUCACACAUACCGUUGCCCGUCUCUCGUGAAGGCUCUGUAGACCACUCCUCUCCCGGACCGACCAGCCCUCCCUCGUCCCAAUCCACCUUCUCCCAAUCCCAGCAGGGCCGCGCUUUCCACAUCCGCCAUCACGAUGCACUCUUACCGACCGACCAAAGCUACCAAAGCUUCGGCCCUGAACCCAAGAGAAAGUCGCAAGAAAGGACCUUGCCGGGGGAGCGCCAGACAGGUUUCGUCAAGCGUCCACGGUUGGAAGAUCUGCAGGAGCAGGGCACCGAAACCUCGAAGCCGGCGACUGAAGGAGAACAGGAAGUGACACUAGGCAGUCUGGCCGAGACGAAGAAAGGGCCCACCGCCGCCCCCCACAGCCGAAAACUCCUCCGCCUCCCCUCCGAUGCCAGUAUCGGUUCCACCGCCUCCACCACCACCAUCGGCCCCUACGACCCAAACUUCAAACCGAACGACCUGCUCAAAAUCCCACUCACGUCCUCUCUCAGCUCCGCAUCCGUCUCGGGCCAGCCCUCCUCCUCCGGUUCUGGUUCUGGUGCUGGUACUGCAAAGGCCACGGCACAGGUGCGCGCGAUGGAUCUGUUCAUGACGAGGGGUAGAGCGAAGAAUCUGGACUAUUUGUUGACCUCCGCGCCGGAAAUAAAAGUUCCGGAGAAGAAGAAUAAGCCGAAAUUGGGGAUGAGGGAUAAAGAGGAACGGAAGAAAGUGAAGGUUGAGAUUAUCCGGGAGGUGAAGGAGCGGGCGAAGGAGCGCGAAGACGAAGAAUUGGGGAAAGAGCUGGAGAAGAGUCCGAGUAAAGCGGGAGGGAUGAUGAAGGAGAAACCGUAUGCGUAUGCGGGGCAUAGUAGGUCGAUGAAGAAGUUGUUGGGGAAGAGGAAAUUAGAGGAGGCGGAGGAGGCGGCGGCGGCGAAAGAGGCGGGGCGGGUGGCGGAGGAGGCGGAGAGGGCUGCGUUGGAGGCGGAGCGUGUUGCGUUGGCGGCCGAGCGCGAGAAUGGGACGGCGGCGGAGGUGAGGGAGGAGGAAGAGGAUGAUAGGAUGGAUUCGACGGAGGACGAUAAUACACCCCAGCCCCUUCAUCAACAACUCUACCAACCUCCAACGAGUUUCACCCCGACCUAUACACCCAUGAAUACGGACGAGCACGAUCAAGAUUCAUACAUGAUGUCCGCGUCCGACGAGCCCUUUGGGUCGUUCGAUCCUUCUGGAGUACGUCUCUCCUCUUCCGGAAGGAUCGGAAGACCGAAAAGAGAUAGGCCUGGGAAGGUCACGAUAAGAAGGGAGGCGGUAUCAACUGGAGCAGGAGGAAGUGGCUCCGGGGACCAGAGAGGAUUGACGGGCCCGGUACGGUCGGGUGCAAACAAGUUUUCGGCGAAGUUUGAGGAGGAAGAGGAGGAAGGUGCCGAGAAAGCUGGACAAGAGAAGAUACAGCCGAGGUAUGAGGCUCCGAGUGGAUUCAGUUUCGCUAAGCCGUCUGCCCAGGCUGCGCCCUCUCCUGAGCCCACUAUCGAGCAACAGGCGGCUAUCAUGGUCGCCGGAGCCAGCGAAGCACCUAUCUCCUCUCUUCCCUUCUCACUCACCAAGCCCGGCACCGUUCCACGUCCUUCCGUCGCCUCCGCCGCUCCAAUUCCCACCACCGCGCCAGCAUUCACGUUCACGACGCCCAAAACCUCUGACAAUUCCACCGGUACGAACGGGGGCAUUCCGAACUUCUUCGCAGGUGCUAAGAUCUUCCAAAAGACGGGUGUGGCGCCUCCUACGACGACGACACCUCCUCCUCCCACUGAGAAGAAGAAAGACGCGGAGGAGGGCAAGACUGCGCCGUUUUCGUUCGCUCCGCUUUCGACUUCUAUUCCUACGGGUGGAACGGGAACAACGUCGGGAGGGCUGUUUGGUGCCGGCUCGUCAUCGUCGACUUCGUCGGGAGGAUUGUUCGGCGUACCCGCUCCAGCUGCGACAAAUGGUGCUUCGGAGUCAUCCAAACCGGCGGAGAAGCCUGUUACUCCUGUUAGUGGGUUCUCGUUCGGUGCUCCUUCUACCUCCACCACUACUCCGGCUUCUUCCCCUCCCAUUGCCAACGCCACACCUGCGCCGUUCACUUUCGGCACCGUUUCGAAGCCGACUGAGAAGAAGGACGAAGAGAAGAAGGCGGAGCAGCCGAAGAGUUUGUUCGGUGGAUCGGGGACGACGGGUGGAUUUACUGGAUUUGGAGCACCGGCACCGGCGGCGUCUGCUUCGACCACUGCUGCACCGGCUGGGGAAACUAAACCUGCUGCGACGACAAGUACUCCUUCGCUUGGAUCUUCGUUCAGUUUCAGCCUGCCUGCCACCGCCACACCGUCCACUACUACUCCCGCCACUACCCCAGCUGCUCCGGCACCGGAGGCCCCAAAACCACUCUUUGGGACUAGGUCGUCAUCAUUCUCGUUCGGCCAGCCUGCUGCUACCACCACCACCUCGACAACUACCCCGAAUACCGCGGAAGCACCAAAGGAUGUCGCUGCGAAGCCUCCGAACUUGUUCUCGUUCGGUGCCCCCCCUGCGACGCCACCUCCUACGAACGGGGACGCCAAACCGGUAAGCACUGGGUUCACGUUCAAUGUGCCUGCACCUGGUGCUUCAACCACGACUGGGACUACGCCGUUCACGUUCGGUGCGACGACUUCUGCGCCUGCUACUGCUAAGCCAUUCGUAUUCGGAGUGGCACCCACUGCUCCGACUACGGCUGCUGCUGCGACCACUACCCCAACCACGGCCAAUACGACGAAUGGAAGGCCUACAACACCGCCGGGAGGCAAUAACGGGGACGAGAUGAGGAUGGAGGAGAGUCCGGUUGGGAUGACAGGCGGUGCUGCGUUGAGACCUACGGGCUUACAACUCCAAGUCCCGGGAUCUACUGGGCCGUUUGGGUCUACGUCAGCAGGGACGGGCUCUGGGUUUGCGUUCGGAGCUUCGACAGCGACGACACCGACGAGUGGGGGUGGAUUCUCAUUCGGCGCGAAGCCUAGUGAUGGUGGUGCUACCCCUACGGCGGCGGCGCCAUUCUCAUUUGGCGCGAAGCCGGCUGAUGGUGGUGCGACACCUACCACUGCGUCGCCGUUUGGGUUCGGUCAGCAGAGUCAGCCGCCGAGCGCAGGUGUGGGUGCGAGUGGGGGAUUCUCGUUCUCGGUGACGAAGCCUACUGAGAGCACGCCGACUGCUACGACCUCUCCGUUCUCUUUUGGAGCGGCGAAACCCGCUGAUAGUGCGUCGACAAGUGCUACCAAUACCAACCCUUUCGCGUUCGGACAGACUCAACAGCCGCAACAAGACGCCAACAGACCUCCGUCGUCUGGUUUCAGCUUUGGUUCACAACCCCAGACAUCGUCCAGGCCGGCGUCUUCAGGGUUUUCAUUCGGAGCUCCGCAAAACGGUGCGGCUAACGACCCCACGAGACCCGUUUCAGCAGGCUUUGGUGGUGGGUUUGGAUCGACGACUAAUGGGGCUACGAACGGCUCGUCGUUCCCAUUCGGCGCGCCUGCUCAGCCUACGCCUUCUCUACCCGGAACCAACCCAUUCGGACAGUCCUCUGCGCCUGCUAGUCCUGCGUUCGGUCAAGCUCCUGGGUUCUCUUUCAACGGAACUUCGACCACGAAUAACAUGACGAACGGUGCACCACCCGCGGCUGGAGGUGGCUUUUCGUUUGGAGCGAGUCAGCCUACAACGCCUGCUGCCGCCCCUGGAACCGGGUUUACGUUUGGAGCUGGAACAGUAUCUUCGCCUUCAUCGACGUUUGCGCAGCUCCCGUCGGCGGGAGGCGUGCCAGGAGCAGGUGGGGGUGUGGUAUUCACGAUGGGGGCGCCGCCGCCAGCAGCGAGACCGAUGAGGAAAUUGCCUAAUAGGAGAGGUGGGAAGCGAUGAAGAGUUUUUAUUUGGCGUGGGUGCUGAGGUCCUUCGUAUGUUUAUUUUCUCUGGCUUGGACUUCUGGGGUGCUUUUGUUCAUGGAUUUCUUUUUCUCUUUUGGUUUAUCAGGGGUUUGUGAUUGUGCCUGUCUUCGUCGUUAUGCUUUACUCAAGGUCUGCCGCUACGGUGUCAAACGUUAUGUUCUUUCCGUUCCUCUUCUCUUCGCUCUCCUAUGCCGAUUCACUCCACUUUGGAUUAUCUUCAUGAGAGACCACACAAUUUACUCGCGAUUCAUGUUACAUGGACCGCGCACGUAGUUUCCUUUACACAUUACACAAAUUCAUUCAGUCAUACGGUCAAUUAGGGCUCCUCAUUCAUAUGCUUCUUCUUCGUAUGGCUUCAUCCUCUUCACACAAGCACUCGAAUAACCCACGUCACGGACAUUGGCCGCUCUGGCUCUGGUCUUCCCUGUUCACAAAAAUGUAGUUGCGUGGCCUUUCUGCCUCUAAAAACUCCAUACGCGUUACUCGGUACAUAUUUUACAUACUCACUUACAUAUUCACGUUUGCGCAACUUAGGUUCUUCUUUCAAGUCAAAUGCAAUUCAAGCUGUACCUCUCCGUUCAUAAAAUAUUUUUUCUGUCCAUCCAUCGAUCCAUUCAUCCGGCCAUUCAUAUCUUUUUUUCAUUCAUCCCUUGGUUCUUCCUCCCACACAUCUUAUCAUUCGCCUGUCGACAU
This is a messenger RNA of Stereum hirsutum FP-91666 SS1, 5230 nucleotides long. RefSeq lists its product as uncharacterized. The transcript is spliced from 3 exons. The record is from RefSeq and is a predicted model, not a curated record. Lineage: Eukaryota; Fungi; Basidiomycota; Agaricomycetes; Russulales; Stereaceae. Bases 48 to 4511 code for a protein of 1487 amino acids.